AAAUAUUGUACACAGAUAAGUUAAUUUUCACAAGGUCAGGACUGUGUGGUGGGUCUGGGUCAGCAAACAAGGGAAAUACGUACCCACAAUUUCAGCUGUGAAUCUGUUCAGUCUAUGUGCAUGAAAGGAAAAGUACCGACUGUACGUAGUGUUUGCCUGACUCAUUUAAUCGCAGCUGAAGGAAAUUUCCAGUUGAAUUGUAAUUCUAUGCAAAGGGAAGCAAACAGCGUGCUCUGUGUACCCACCUAAAUCUAUAUUGAUUACAUUCAUUUGGUUACCAUGGGAACAGCUAGUAGCAAGCACGGCCACGGACAUAAGAAGAACAAGAAACGGCCCAAGAGCGCGCCUGGGGAUCUCGGCCCAAAGAGCAAAGAUCCCGUUGAGAACUAUCGGCCCUAUUCCCACUCCGAUCCGAAGACUGCAGUCGAGGCAGGAAAUGGGAAUAAGAAGGUUCAGGAGAGGUCACAGCCGCAGGGUACCAGUGAAGUUCCUGUGAAGGAUCAAAGCACUGACACUGGCGUAGGGAACCGGGGAACUGAGGAGAAGGCAGAUCCAGUGAAAGACAGUGGAGACAUGGAGAAGGGAUCAUCAGAGACGGCCGGUAGGGGUCCAAGCCGGUCAAUUAGCAUGGAACCCAAGGACAUCAUGAUCAGCUAUAGUCAUCAGGACAAAGAUCAGAUGAGACAAAUUAGAGAUGGUUUGGAGAAGGCUGGCGUCACAGUCUGGGUGGAUGAGGUCGGGCUGAAAGCCGGGGUGGAAUUCUUCAACAAAAUUGGACAGGCCAUCGUCGAUGCCAAGCUGUUUCUGUCCUUACUGAGCACCAGGUCUGUCGUCUCCAAGUACUGCAAAGAUGAGCUGGCCUUAGCCUACGUCUCCAGCAAACCCAUCUUCCCAUGUGCCUUGGAAAGUAGAGAAGAUAUGAUCCCACUCAUGGACUUCGGAAUGCGUCUUCAGCUUGCUCCGGUAGAAUGGACGAUGUUCAGCGACACGGCGGCCAUCAACCAAUCCAUGAUGGAGCUCGUCAAGAAAAUCCAGAGCAAGUUGACUGAGCUGAAUCAAGCUGAGAAAACUGAUAAACGAGGCAAGUUUCAACGGCAGCGUUCCCAUCUCAAUCUUCACUCCAAACCGGCCUUCGAUGUCAAGAAAGAGGUGGACUUCUGGGAUAAGAACUUCAAGGGCCAAUCCUCCGUAGAUUGGGAGAAAUUUGAAGCUGUCUUCUUGGAGGAGUACAGCAGUCAAUUGGACGAGAUGUUUAAGAACGUUGAUCAACUCUGGCUCUUGUCUAUUCUCAACAAUGAAAUGGAUGAGGAUUCUGAUGGCAUUGUCACAAAACAACACUACAACGAAUUUUGCACGGUCAACGGUGAGAGAUGCGAGUUUUGGCAGCGGGUUCAGGAACACGCCUUGGAGAGCUACACCAUGAGGGAAGUCUUCAGUAUGAACUCAACAGUCCGCAUUGAUGCUAUCCAAAAUCUCAGCAAAUUCCACAGUAGCUCUGUCCUGGAGGCCCUUCUGGAUCUCUGCAGUGACAAGGACGAGAACGUGCGCGCCGUAGCUGCUCUGUCGUUGGCCCGCGUCGCCGACCCCCAAAACAAGCACGCCGUGGGUCGCAUGAUGAACUUGCUGAAGGAUAAAGACCGUCUGGUCAGGGAGAGCGGCUGCCUGGCGCUGGGACACAUCAAGGCUGAAGAGGCAGCACCUCAACUGGUCAACCUUUGGCGUAAUGAUGCCAUCUCCAAUGUCCGAGAAGCGGCACAGGUUGCUCUAGAGAAGAUAGGAGGAGAGGAGGCCAAGAAAGCCAUGCACAUCACCAAAGUGCUGAGUGACGAAAUCAAGAAGCUCUCAGAAGCACAGUAAAAACAACUUGCGUGUAUGCAAUUUU
This is a messenger RNA of Patiria miniata (bat star), 1882 nucleotides long. RefSeq lists its product as uncharacterized. Gene Ontology annotation, biological process: signal transduction. The transcript has 10 exons. Lineage: Eukaryota; Metazoa; Echinodermata; Asteroidea; Valvatida; Asterinidae. Gene Ontology annotation, molecular function: oxidoreductase activity. The record is from RefSeq and is a predicted model, not a curated record. Bases 280 to 1857 code for a protein of 525 amino acids.